Messenger RNA from Amblyraja radiata (thorny skate), 4158 nucleotides. RefSeq names its product dihydropyrimidinase-related protein 2. Gene Ontology annotation, cellular component: cytoplasm; cytosol. The coding region runs from base 259 to 2229 and encodes 656 amino acids. Gene Ontology annotation, molecular function: hydrolase activity, acting on carbon-nitrogen (but not peptide) bonds, in cyclic amides. The transcript has 14 exons. The record is from RefSeq and is a predicted model, not a curated record. NCBI's taxonomy places the organism in Eukaryota, Metazoa, Chordata, Chondrichthyes, Rajiformes, Rajidae.
GUGAGUGUGUGUGUGGGAGGGGUGGGUAUGUGUCUGCCUGUGCUGUUGAGGACCAAUUUGCUUCCAAGUACAGUCUUGCUUGAGUGAUUGUUUUCGACAAUGUAGAGCUAGCUGGUGAGCUGGGAGCUCAGCACAUCGCCUCCCAUUUGGAAGCAGAGAGUGUUUUUCUCCUGCGGUCAAUGGUAUCAGCCCUGCAAAGUUACAGCAGGCAAACCUUCAGAUGCCUCACCCACGGAGACAGAGAAAGGGAGUCUGAUCAUGGCUGGGAGGAAAUUUGCACAGGCGGAAACUCCGACUUGGUUCACAUGCAUGGGAUUGAAGCCGCAGCAGAAAUCCAGCGAGGCUUUAUCAGUGGCAGACAACGUCUCGGAAAACAAACACUUGAAUUUCCCCUCUCUGGGUUGCGGCUGGUGUAUACAAGGAACAGGCAGGAAAGAUGCAGAGGCGGCUCGCUAUGUAACAUUCACAGGCAGCGAGGAGCAGAAGCCCAAUAUCGGCAGAACGGCUCAGCAGAAUAAAUCUCGACAAAAUGCAGACGUGGAGAGCGAACGUAUGCUGGUGAAGGGUGGCAAAAUCGUUAACGAUGACCAGUCAUUCUUUGCUGACAUUUAUGUAGAAGAUGGGCUGAUCAAGCAAAUUGGCGAGAAUCUGAUUGUUCCCGGUGGGAUUAAAAUGGUUGAUGCCCACGGAAGGAUGGUGAUACCAGGCGGAAUUGACGUUCACACCCGUCUACAGAUGCCCAGCAGAGGGAUGAUUGCUGCAGAUGACUUCUCCCAGGGAACAAAAGCAGCCCUGGCAGGAGGCACCACCAUGAUUUUUGACCACGUGCUGGUGGAGCCUGGGGUCAGUCUGAUCACGGCCUUCGAACAGUGGAGAGAGUGGGCGGACAGCAAGUCCUGCUGUGACUACACUCUGCACGUUGACAUCACCGAGUGGUACAAGGGGCUGCAGGAGGAGAUGGACUUCCUGGUGAAAGAGCACGGUGUGAACUCCUUCCUCCUCUACAUGGCUUACAAGGAACGCUACCAGCUCUCUGAUGCCCAGAUGUACGAAGCCAUGAGUGCAAUCCGCGACUUGGGGGCCGUCGCUCAGGUUCACGCUGAGAAUGGUGACAUUAUUGCUGAGGAGCAGCAGAGAAUUCUCGCGCUGGGCAUCACUGGACCUGAAGGCCACGUUCUAAGCAGGCCAGAGGAGGUCGAGGCGGAAGCAGUGAACCGGGCCGUUACUAUAGCGAACCAAACCAACUGCCCGCUCUAUGUGACUAAGGUGAUGAGCAAGGCUGCAGCUGACAUCAUCGCUCAGGCCAGGAAGAAAGGUACUGUUGUGUAUGGGGAGCCAACCACUGCCAGUCUAGGCACGGAUGGAUCACACUACUGGAGCAAGAACUGGGCCAAGGCCGCUGCCUUUGUGACAUCCCCUCCUCUGAGCCCCGAUCCAACCACGCCAGAUUACUUGAACUCCUUGCUGGCUUGCGGCGAUCUGCAGGUGACCGGCAGCGCGCACUGCACCUUCAACACCUCCCAAAAGGCGGUGGGGAAGGACGACUUCACCAUGAUCCCAGAGGGCACCAACGGUGUGGAGGAGAGGAUGUCCAUUGUGUGGGACAAGGCUGUGGUCUCCGGAAAAAUGGACGAGAAUCAGUUUGUGGCUGUGACCAGCACCAAUGCAGCCAAGAUUUUCAACCUGUACCCGAGGAAGGGUCGCAUUGCUGUGGGCUCCGAUGCAGACCUUGUCAUCUGGGACCCUGACGUUGUCAAGAUCAUCACCGCCAAGAACCACAACCUGGCUGUGGAGUACAACAUUUUUGAGGGGAUGGAAUGCCGCGGAGGACCCUUGGUUGUCAUAAGCCAAGGGAAGAUCGUCCUGGAGGACGGGAUCAUCCAUGCUUCCGAAGGCUCCGGCCGCUUCAUCCCCAAGAAGGCAUUCCCAGAUUUUGUCUACAAGAGGAUUAAAGCACGGAGCAAGUUGACGGAACUGCAUGGUGUACCCCGAGGCCUCUACGACGGCCCCGUCUGCGAGGUUUCCGUGACCCCCAAAUCGGUCACGCCCGCCACCUCUGCCAGGACCUCGCCCGCCAAGCAACAGGUGCCCCCUAUGCGGAAUCUCCACCAGUCAGGGUUCAGUUUGUCUGGUAAAUGUGCCCAGGCGGACGACAAUCUCCCCCGCCGUACCGGCCAGCGUAUCGUCAUGCCCCCUGGUGGCCACACCAAUAUUACAAUGCUCGGGUGAUCCGGAUCCGGGGGCAGUCACCGGUCCCGCUGACACUGCGGGCAUCCCUUUCGUCCAGUGUGGUUAUUUUGUUUAUAAUUUCGGAAGAGCCUGUGACAGUUACUGUGGGCAAGGAUUGCUGGGCUCACAUGCACCCCUCCAGUGGUACACUGCUCGCCAACACCUAACGCGAGGCAGUAUCAAACUCCCUCAUCAAGCCCACCACGUCCCGGUGUGACAAUGUACAGGAAAGAACUGCAGAUGCUGGUUUGCACCGAAGAUAGACGCAAAAUGCUGGAGUAACUCAGCGAGGGACAGGCAGCAUCUCUGGAGAGAAGGAAUGGGUGACCUUUCGGGUCUGAAGAAGGGUCUCGACCCCAAGCGUCACCCGUUCCUUCUCUCCAGAGAUGCCGCAUGUCCCGCUGAGUUACUCCAGCAUUUAGUGCCUCUCCUGAUGUGCCUGGCAACUGGUUUAUUUAAGUAAUAGAGCACCUUGAUUGAAGGAGGUAGGAGUGAACUCCUGGCAAACUCCGUGUGCAAGAGAAGCAUUAUUGUGGCAGACUAAAUAAUGAAUAACUUUAAUCGGGGAAAUCAAGAAAAAUAUAGCUCGGAGCCCAGUCUGUUUGUAGAAGACGCAGUCUGGGAUAUGUAGCAUUUGCAUUCUAUUUAAAAUUUAUUUUAGCCAUUUUAACUGAUUUGUUGAAGCUUUUUUUCAAUUAAAUAAUAUGUCCUUUAUCGCAUUUUAUUUGUGAAUUGCACUAACUGGAAAAUUCAUCUCCAUCACUGGGAAGUGGGAAAUGCUGGCACUGUUUAAAAAAAUCAGUGGCAUUGCACAUCCAGAAAUGGAAAGGCAAUUUGUUGUUGGUUUGUCUGUUCUACUUUGACUAAAUAUACACAGUGGAGGAGGCUGGAAAUAUCACCCAAUUUGCCCUGUUUCGUUAGUCCUCCUCAAACGACUAUCAAGAGCAGUUUUCUUCCUAAACUGCGGAGGAUGCGUUGUUAUGUCGUGAAGUAUAACCACUGUUUGCAUGUGUGUAUGGAAGUUAGAUGUUUGGUGAUCAAUGCGAGGCCACAGUUAGAAAUGAUUCUAAUGUUAAUCUUUCCAUCGACUCUUCCAGGUGACAAACUCGUGCCUUUCCAAUAACUUCAGUGGAUUGUUAUCCAACAGAAGUGGGUGGGAUGUUGUCCCCUGUUGCAUGUGUUGAAUGUCAGAUGUAGUGACGAUAUACGGUUUCAACUCUGCCUUCUGAAAUUUGGUCCUUCUUCUUUCGUGUGGCUUGUGCACAGCCUAAAGUUGUUGGACAACUUGUACUAUUUGAUCUUCCGUGUGUGCACAUUGAGUUGAUUGCAUUAGUCGAAACAGUGAAAGUUGCAAUCUUCCACCCCAAAUUUGGUCCUAAAUGGAGCAAACAUUGACAAGCCGGGGUGAAUGUGUGCCUGGUGCAAACAACAAAGGAAGAACUUGCACUCCAAGUUGUCUUCCUGGUUCCCUGCAGUUUGUGCUGCCUGCUCUUCCAGUCUGCCCCCUUGCUUUGGUCUCCAGUCCAUAGGGAAUUCACUGUUGCCUUCCUCUCUGGGUGCUUUACCGUCCAUUUUGCCGUCUUGUCAAUUGAUCGAUAUUUCAGACUAGGGACAGACGGCAUGUUCAUUGACGUCCUGCUUGAGGUUAUCAGUCUAGGGGAGUUGUGUAAGUUAUUGACUGCAGUGACUUGAUGCUCUGAAACUCAUUGUAAUUAUGAAAUGUCGUCUUGAUGCAUUUUUACUACCCAAACCCUGAAUUGUAUCUUCGUAAAGAGGUGUAAACCAGAUUGAGUUGUUGCCUUGCGGUUCGAAGGGUUAACGGUACUGCCCUUGUCUGUUUUGUGUUCACUGUUGUGUUGAAUGAAGUUGUGAUUUGUUCCUUAAAAUGAAGGUUGACGGAAAAAUAAAGUUUUAUUGACCUGAACACAC